CUGGAGCCGGAUGUUGCAAGAUGGCGGCGGUGGCGGCUGGGCUCGCUGGUGCUGUGGCGAAGGAAGGAACCGGCGCCGGCACUUGCUGAGGGAGACCCCCGCCAGCUUGGGCCCAUGAAGGCAAGCCCGCCCCUCUUCGUCUGCUGCUCCUCUUCAGGUGGCAAGUGACUUGGCUCCACUUCGAUCAUGCAGCCCCCUCCUCAGGCAGCUCCGCCGGGGGUCGGAGGCCCCCCUCCUCUUGCUCCCUCGUGGAACAUGCAUUGGCGAAAUGGCCCCUACGGUAGGCGCCCAAACGCCCCCGCCGGGGUGGCGGCGGCGGCGGCAGCUGGGCCUGUGCAACCAGUGACAGACCCCUUUGCCUUUGGCAAACAAGGCCCCCGGAGCUCCCCGCUGAGCAACGCGCCCCACGGAGACCCGGGCUCUUCUUCACUGGCUUUCCCUCCGUCAUCCGCUGUUCCUCUUCACCCCUCUUCUGGGCACCUUCCUCAGGCACCCGCUCCAUCGUUAACGUCGGUCUCAGCGCCUCACUCGGAAGCUGGGGGCUCCUUUUCCAUUUCCACGCCCUCCGCGUCAGCCUUUCCCAAAGGGGUGCCCAACAGCACCGAAGUGCAUCCAAGCCCAGAACACGCCCUGCGCCCCACCCUGGAGCCGCCUCAGCCCACGAGAAUCGGCCCCGAACAUUCUCUCUUGGCUUCCGUCCCAGACAGGCUGCCGGGCAGGCCCGACGUGAGCAGGAAUCCAGGCAACCCCGGUGCGGCCCCGCCACCAUUGCCCGCCUUCUCCCUCCUCCAGCAGACGGUGCCUCAGUGGAUGCCUCCCCAGAGCUCUGCUUACUUGCCUUCCCCAGAGCGCCUGUCCCGGAAUGCCUUUGGGGGUGCUGCCCAGGCCAGCCUCUCUGUUUCCCAGCCGGGCCCCCAGCUGGAUCCCCACCCGACUCCCCCUCACCCGCCUGGGCUCCCCGGUGCCCCCCAGGCGCCCUUCAUGCUUGCUGAGGCCUCCAAUGUGACUCUGCCCCCCAGUAGCACUUGGCAGAGCCCCACAGGCACCGGUGCCUGGACCGGCCAGCUCCCGCAAGAACACUUCUACUUGCAGCCCCUGGAAGCCACGCAUCCCUCGGGCCAGCCCACUUCUCAGGAAAACAGCCCCCCUGGCCCCGCCCAAGGGGUGACCGAAGCAGGUAGCAGGCCGUGCCUGGACGACGCAGAUGCCGGGACCAUUUCGAUGUUUUUCAAGGGGGACGAGGCCGAAAACGAGGAAAUCCUCUCAUCCGAAGCCAACAGCCACGCUGCUGCCAGACCGGACGUGGAUGCUUUCCAGCAGACCAUGGGACACACCUAUUACCAGCCUUUGCACGGCCCCCAAGGGCCGCCGGCUCAUUUUGCGCCCGCCCAGGCUAGCGCGGCACUGGCGGCCGAGGCGACGCCCAAAGACGGGGACGCCCAGCGCUUCCUUCGGACGGCGGUUGUCGCGGGAGAGGAGCAAGCCAGCCUUGUCUCACGAGCAGGGGGGAGCUGCUCUGCCAGCGGGCUGUAUGAAAACGUGGAAAACCAGGAGUGUGUCCAGAACCAGGAGGUUCUGCCCAGGGAGCCCCCUUCGCAGCAUCCUUCGUCCCCAGGGGCGGCCUCGGAUUCCGGCCGCUACGCCUCUCUGGCUCCACUGCUGCCCAAGAACCACGGCGGGAGCCAUGCGGAAGGAGGAGCCAACCUGGAGGCCCCCAGCGCGUUCCCACGGCCCGUCCGGCCCGACAGCGUCUCUUCCAACUACAGCAACUUGAGCCCCAGGGUCGCGCCCGGCCCUGCCCGCCCGCAAGAGCCCGGCACCUUCAUCCAGCAGGAAAGAGGGAAGCCCGAACAGGAGGCUUCCCGCGGCUUUUUUAAGCAGAUCGACUCCUCUCCACUCGGAACAGACGCGGCGCAGCAGGAGCCCGGCAAGAAUUACCACAGCCCCCCCUCCCAGGCGCCCACGCCUAGCCCCCCCAAGCCCACGGGCGUCUUCCAGACCAGCAUCAACAGCUCCUUUGAGCCGGUCAGGGCCCACAGCCUGGGGGUGAAGCCUGCGGAGACCGACCAGGCCAAGGUGGUGGCCGAGCUGAGGGAGGAUCGGCCCAGCCAAAGGAGUAGCCAGAGGAGCUCGACGGUUGCAGUGGCCUCCCCGGGGAACCUGGAGCAACCUCCCGACAACCUGGAAACCCUCUUCCUGGCCCCAGCCCAUGCCUUGCCCCUCUCCCUUGCGGGCAGCGGCAGUGGAAGCCCCCGUCAGCCGGCCGGUGGGGCAGGGAUGGAGAAGAGACCAACCACCAGAGCUCAGGGCCUGGGGAAGAAGUGCGAGAGCCCGGCCACCACCCUCUGGGCGCACAACGAGCUGCCCAGUUUUGGGGGCAACGUGCUCCUUGCCCCGGCUGCCCCUGCGGUCUACGUCCCGGCCAAGCAGGUGGUUCAGCCCCCGGAGGAGGCCCUGCCGAGCAAGCCGGGGCCCCAAGCCGGAAGCCUCCCGUCCGAAAACCUGGAAAACCCUCCCAAGCUGGGGGACGAAGAGGCCGCGGGCUCUCAGAGGAGCCUGGGUUAUGCCAGCCUCCUUUCCUCCCCGCUGACGGAAAUGCUUCAGAACCAGCCGGUCUUGCUGGCCCAGCCGAGUCAGUUCGGCAGCUUGGCUGCCCCCGCCGGUCCCUCGCUUGCCCUUCAGCUGGGCCAGCCCGAGAAGAGCCCCUCGGCCAAGGACCUGGGCGCCAGUGGGAUGCCUCUGCUGGAGAGGAACAGGAGCUACAGCCUGUCGGGGGAAAACCCGCCUGGGGGCUUAGUCCACUCCAACCCCCCUUUCUUCCACGGCCCGCUUAGCUCAGCCGAAACUGCUGCCCCCAAGUCCCUGGUUCAGUCUGGCUCUCAAGGGCCCCUCAACUUGGCUAUGGAAGCCCCCCAGCCCCCUGCUGCAGAAGGGCUGCCUGUGGAAAGCGCUGGCCAACCCACGGCUGGCGUUUCCCUCUCCCACGCCAGCCAUAACCUUCCUGGCUGGUCCCAGAACGCUCCCCAUGGCCAGGAGCUUUCCAAACCCCUGGAUUUGGCCGGGGCGAAGUCCCAGGAGCUCAGCAGGGCAGGGCUUGGCCAGCUCCUUUCGGGCAGCCCGGCGUUUCCUCCGGCCCCCGGCCCGGCUGGCCCCGGCAACCCCCAGCCUCGAGGCCCGCAGCAGUUCUAUCGGCAGGUAACCAAGGACGUGGGGCCCGCCAUGCCCUCCGAUCGAGGGGCGCCCUCGGAGCAAGGCCAUGCAGCUCCUCGGCAUUCUUCCGUUUCCCCCAACCUCCAGAUGCCUCCGGGAAACCCGCAUGACCCGGCACCGAGUCCGAAGCCUUGCCCCGGCGGCCCCUCGGAAGUCAGUUCAGCCCCGCCACCGCCCAGCCAUCCUCAGACAGGCACCGACUUCCGGCAGGAUCCCCGCAUCCCCCCUGGCAUGGGGCCUCCUCCUCCUCCUCCUCCUCCUGGAUCCACAGCCCCAAGCGGCCCCCAACCUGCUCGUCCCCCUUCGCACCACGAGCAGCAAUACCCUUCUUCGCAGAACCCCCAGAACGCUUACGGCCCACCUCCCAGCUCCUACUACUACUACCGGCACCCCUACGACAGCUACUCCUACCCACCGGUGGAUCCUAGAGUCGCUCAGCUUUACUACCAGGACCCGUAUGGCCAGUACAACUCUUCCUACAAGCAGUAUGACCAGUCGGCUGCCUAUCGAGACGCGGGGAGCUACUGGUACCCUGAGCCCCAGGAGCGGCCCAGUUCAAGAGCCAGCCACACUUCGGACAGGCCCCAGUCGAGACAAGAUUACCCCGACGACUACUACAACACCAAAAGUGGGUGGAAUGGCUACUACGGAGACUAUUACUCAAAUCCCUAUGAUAACGGAGGUAAGGAUUUGCUCCUACAGCAGAAUAUGCCAAUUUUAAUAUACGAAUUCCCCUACGGAACCACCGGAAAUCCCACAGUGGUGGGCACGGACAUUGCUGAGCUUCUGCUCCAGGAUCAUAAGACGGUGUGGCUGCCUGGGAAGUCGCCCAACGAAGCCAACCUGAUCGAUUUCACCAACGAGGCCGUGGAGCACGUGCCCGAAGAGAGUGGAGAGGCUCAGCUGUCCUUCCUAACGGACAGCCUCAUCGCCACCAUCGACAGCCUAGAGAAGGAAACGGAGCGCUUCCGGGAGCUGCUGCUUUACGGACGCAAAAAGGAUGCUCUGGAAUCUGCCAUGAAACAUGGACUUUGGGGCCAUGCAUUGUUGCUUGCCAGUAAAAUGGACAGCAGGACGCAUGCUCGAGUGAUGACCAGAUUUGCCAACAGUCUCCCGAUAAACGACCCGCUGCAGACUGUUUACCAGCUGAUGUCUGGUCGGAUGCCCGCAGCCUCGACUUGCUGUGGAGAUGAGAAGUGGGGGGACUGGAGGCCUCACCUGGCCAUGGUCCUCUCCAACCUGACCAAUAACACGGACGUCGAGUCAAGGACGAUUGUCACCAUGGGGGACACGCUGGCUUCCAAAGGCCUCUUGGACGCUGCUCACUUCUGCUACCUGAUGGCCCAAGAGGGCUUCGGCGUCUACACCAAGAAGACCACCAAGCUGGUGCUCAUCGGUGCAAACCACAGCUUGCCUUUUCUGAAGUUUGCCAGCAACGAGGCCAUUCAGCGGACAGAGACCUACGAGUACGCACAGUCCCUGGGGACUCAGGCAUGCUCCCUGCCCAACUUCCAGGUGUUCAAGUUCCUCUACGCUUGCCGGCUGGCUGAGAUGGGACUCAUUGCGCAAGCCUUCCAUUACUGCGAAGUCAUUUCCAAAGCCAUCCUUACAAACCCCGGCUGCUAUUCGCCGGUUCUUAUCGCCCAGGUGAUCCAGAUUUCCUCUCAAUUGCGGCUCUUUGACCCUCAGAUAAAGGAGAAGCCUGAGCAGGAAUUAUUUAUUGAGCCCAACUGGCUAAUUCAGCUCCGACACUUGGACAGGCAGAUUAAGGAGGGCUCCUUUGGUUACGGCCUCGGGAGAGUCACACCCCAGCAGUAUUCCUCCAGCACGCCAAGCUCAGAGCAUGACCACACCAGUCAGAACGAAAGCCUGGGAGGCGGCCUGGAAGUGAGCUCCAACAACCCGUUGUUGGCUCCCCUGCUGCCCAACAUGAUCCAGCCCGGGCAGAGUGUCCAGUUGAUGCCUUCAGCUCCUCCUACCAUCCUGGACGGCACCAUGGCUCUGACCCCAACUUCCCAACAGGAACCUGCUGCUGCUGUUCCUUUCUACUCCAUGGUACCUGCCUCUAUGGGCCCAGGACCUGGCUCUCUGAACCCCUAUGGAGCCGAGAUGAACCCCAUGUACAGGGGGCCAGCGGUGCUGCCAGCAGGUCUACCUCCUCAAGGCCCUGAGCUGCAGCCACACGAGGGGACCCAGCAUGAAGCAGGGGUGGCUGAACCUCCCGUAUGGAAGGCCGUUCCAGAAGAAGACUUCUACGCGAAGAUGGCAAACAUGGGCCCAGGCCGACGGUCCCGAUCGACCUCCCAGUCUUCGGCCCACAUGGGCCUGGGGCGACGUUCUCGGACGACCUCGGAGUCCUCCGUGCAUUCUGUCGGCCGGGAGAGGCGAAACUCCGCCGCCAAGCAGCCUUCUCCGCCCCCACCCUCCAUCCCCGAAAGGAAGAAAACCCCCAAAGAAGCCAAGAAGGAGCUGGCACCUCAAAAAAGCGGCAGCCACUGGCUUCGUUGGCUCAUGGGGAAAAGCAAAAAUGAAGCCCAUCUUCCGGAUGACAAGAACAAGUCGAUUGUUUGGGAUGAAAAGAAACAGCGGUGGAUCAACCUGGAUGAACCCGAAGAGGAAAGCAAACCCCCUCCACCUCCCCCCACCGGGUUUCCUCAGGCUGCUCCCUCUGGAUUAGUAGGACCUCCCAAUGCCUCCGUCAACGUGUUCUCCAGGAGAGCAGCGGGGAGUAAAGGUCGCUACGUGGACAUUCUGAACCCAAGCAAAGCCACGUCCCCCGUUCCUGCUCCAGCACCAGCUGACCUGUUCGCUCCCUUGGCCCCGAUGCCCAUCCCUGCCAACAUGUUUGUACCCAACUCAGUUCCUGAAGAGCAAACACCGCUGGAGGGUGGAGUGGCUCAAGAUCAGGUGGCACCAGGCAACGACGCCAACCCUGAGUCAACUGGAGAAGUACCAUACUUAAAUUCUGCUGCAUUUCCACCUGGGCCUGAGCUUCCUGCGUCGAAUCCAGGGGACGCCCAGCCUGGAGAGCUUUCGCGCUCUAGUUCAAUGAGUUCAUUAUCCCGUGAAGUCAGCCAGCAUUUAAAUCAGGUACCUUGGCUGGCCCUCCUCCACCUCUUCUCUUUCCCUGCUCCUUGUCCCUCCUUUCCCCCCCCCCCCCACAUUCGUAUCUUGCCCCAGUUCUGGCAUUUUCAACUUGCAUUUCCAUCCAACUAACACGUCACCGUAACGAUGAAAUCUUCCGGCCCCUAAACCAGGGAAGUGGGUUACCAGCCUCUUUUUGAACCAGCUCUCUCCUUGGCUGAGGAAACAUGACAGCUUUUCUAUAAUGCUGGGUUCAUAGUCCAAGUCCCCCCACCCACCCACUUGCAAAAAGGGGUCAGGGUUGGGGUUUUGUCCAGCCUGGAAUGGGAUAGGAACUGAAAAACAAUAGAAAAGGCCAAAUGUGCUGAAUCAGGAUAUGUUUGGGUGUAACGACACACUUAAGAGUUUGAUGGGUAAACUUAUCAACAAAUGAAUGGGAUUUCCCCCUUUCAGGACCGACAGCAGGGCUUGUAAUGCAACAUCUGGACUCAGUAGCACUCCUAUGCAUACAACUCAAAAUAUGGGCCAGGUAUAUAGGCCACACUUUUUGGCCUAGAGGUGGAGCUCUCACCUGACAAUCAGGAGGCCGUGAGUUCGAUUCUAGGUAGAGACUGAUAUU
Messenger RNA from Pseudonaja textilis, 6913 nucleotides. Lineage: Eukaryota; Metazoa; Chordata; Lepidosauria; Squamata; Elapidae. The record is from RefSeq and is a predicted model, not a curated record.